UGCGUAGACAAACACGUUUUCUUCAAGUUAGGUCCAUGGAUUCUUCCUUCUUCUCGUACUCGUCGCCGAUUUCGUACUUCCAGCCGUUACAGUCGCCGUGCGCCACCUCUUUCUUCUCCUGUGAGCCCGCUCCAUACGAGGACUUGGGUGCCAAGUAUGAGAGCAUCUCCUCGAAGGUUUGCGGAUGGGCUGGCGAGUUGGGCAAGGACCAUGACCUGCGGCAGGGCGCCGCGCACGGCGCUUGGCGAGAGCCGCAAACGCCCUUCCAGGUCAGCACAGAGCUGCCAAGCAGCGAGCUGAUCCCGACGGCGCAGCGCCAGCCGCGCGUGGACUUUGUGAGCAGCGCGACUGCCAUGAAGAGCAUCUUCCGCGCCUCCUUCGACACGGAGUCGGAUGUGGGGGUCGCAGUGCAUCGACUGGGCGAUUGGCUGGUCAUUGAUGAUGGGAGCGAGCUGUCCUGGUGCCCGCACCGCGAUGGGCCGGACGAGGACUUGUGGGUGGAGCGCGUGCGCGUGUCCGAGCAGCACCACCGAGCGUGUCUGGCCCAGGUGGAGGCCGCCACGGCCAAGUCCAGAGAGGCCCAGCAGCGCCUCGAGCAGGUGCGGGCUAUGCUCUGGGAGGCCGAGAUGGCCGCGAGCCAAGCGGAUGCCGAGCUUCGGGAGGCCUUAGCAGAGGCUUCCAGGGCAGCGGAGGCAUGUGAACAUCUCAAGGCACCUGCGAAUGAUAGCUUCGAUGACUUGCCAGACUUUGGUGCAAGCAGUCCGCUGUUUGAAGACGAUAUGCCGGAGUUUUGCCCGCAGGAAGAUCCACAGCUCUUCCGGAACUUUCUUGGCCACUCCAUUCGUCAGCUGCAGGAUGAGCCACAUGCGCAUGUGGAAGAUGAGCAAGAGGAACACAAGGCCAAGAAGGCGGACGCGUCACCCUGCCAGGGCGAGCUGGUGCUGCUAGAUGGUCCCCCGGCAUCCUUCCACCAGGUGGGUGUUUGGAAGAUCGCGGAUGAUGCCUCCGUGGUGGUUGGCAGCCGUUUGCUCUGCCUCGGCAACUCCGAGCAUCCGAAGCUGACGCUGUACCUGCACGACGACAGGAUGAUCUCUGAUACCAUGCUGCUGGAGCAUUGGGUGGAGUGCCUGAUGGCCGGAGUUCCGGAGUUUGCUGUUUGCUUCCACCGUGAUGGCGCGGUCCAGUCCUAUUCCCUCUACAAGCUCUCAGAGUUGCAGCGAUUUCUGGAAGAGCGAAUGGAGCUAGGAAGGCGCGUCCAGAUGACGUUGGAGGUGCUGCGGUGGAUCAAGCGUCAGUGCCGGCUUGAGGGCUGCAGCUAUUGGUUGUCCAAGGACAAGAAAGAUUCGUCCCUGAAGCUCAUCAAGUUGUCCAAUGAUGAGACACAAGAUGACAGGCGCCAAGCUCUGGCAGACAGCAGCGCGGUGGCAAGUGGCCUCGUGCUGAAGAACACCUUUCUCCACCUACCAGAGGAGGAUGAAGCCGGAGACUUCCGGCGCGCGCUCAGCUGCCCGGCCCGUUUUCUGGGCAGCGACGACCCGUGCCAGGUCUCGCCCUUCUGCAGCCGCGUGUCGGCCUUGUUCUUCCGAAGGGCGGUGUCUUCCAAGCCGGGCCCGGAUGCCGCGCGCUUCUUCCGGCAGGUCCUGGACCUUGAGGCCUUUGCCUCGUCCAACUCCGAUGAUGAUGAUAGGCCUCCCGAAGGUGUCACUGCUGGACGUGUGGCUUUACAGGCUUGCAGUCACCUGGGUCUGGCCCUCUGCGAGCUAUCACACGAGGACGACGCGGCCGCCUCGGCCGCGUCGUCCUCAGCAUCCGCGUCGGCACGGGCGGCGGCUCUGCUGGGCCAACUGCGCCGCGACGUGCCCGCGGUCUGCGCCCGGUACCGCCUGCUGCCGAUGUGGGCGCCCCCGCUAUCCGCAGCUAACGCCGCCGGUUCCGCUGGUUUCGGCGGGUCCAGCGGUUCCAGCGGUUCCGGGGAGAGCGCCAGCUUCACAAGGACGGCGUGGGCUCCGCUGCUCUUCGCCGCGCUGCCUCCUUGGCCCGGCGCCUCCGCGAAAGCGUCGCCCCCCGCGCCGCUGGCGACGGCGCUGGCGGCGGCGGCGGUGGCGCUGCGCCGCUGCGGGGACGCGUGGGCCUUGAGCCAAGUCAGCGAGGAGGACAGGAAGCGGCUGGAGGCCUUGGCGGCGCCCACCUCGGCCUUGGCGCUGCUGCGCCUGGCCUCGCUCGCAGGUUCACUGUCGCAAAGAAGACAGGACAUGAUAUGGCGAGCCCUCGUGGCCGGAAGGAAGUUUGGGUUGCUGGACGUGUCGCCAGGGCCAGACGUGCAGCCGCUCUUUGCACACCUUCCGUCCAGAGAGGAGCUGCUUCUGCGGUUGGAGUAUGUCUCCGGCCGCACCCUGCAGCUUUUCGCCGCUGAGACGGAGGCUGGUGCUUCUCGGCUUGCCGCUGAGGAUGUCAGUGAAAGCCUCCUGGACGAGUUGGAGAAUGGGCUGGCGAGGUUGGAAGGCUGCGCGGGCGCUGUCAACUCCGAGGAAGAUGCCAGGCAUGUCCUCCGCGAGGGCCCUGCGGCCUGGUGCGUGCGAGCCGCGAAGCACAUCGAGCGCAGUAUCCGCUUGCUGCCACAGGACAUCGUGGAGGCCCGCUCCCAGCGGGGGUGCUCCACGCUGCUCAACCAGCUCAUGAUGACCCUAUCGGUCUCCCUCUCGGAGGCGGCUGUGUCCUCAGCAGAGCUGGAAAAGCUGGGCAGAGAUCCUCCAGAUGGUCUUCCGUCGGAGGCGCUGGCCGAGAGCUACGAGCAGCUCUGCCGGGCGGAGGACCUGGCGGAAGCCGCCGGGCACAAGGCCGGUGAGGCGCUGGCAAGAGCCAGUCGGGGCCACUUGUGCAGCCUGGCCGCAGAUGCAGUGGUGCAUGCAGGGCUCCGACGAGGAGACCCUUUCGGCUACGUCCUGAGCCCGGAAGAGGUUGAGGUGCUGCGCAGUCUGUGUGAAGAUGAUGAGCCGGACCAGCAGGAUGCCCUGCUCUUCCUCGGGCGGCUGGGCGACCGCGCCGUGUCGGAGACCUUUGCGGCGCUGCAGAGCCUGGAUCCGAUUGUCGAGCCGGAUGCUGCUGCGGUGCUCGCGGUCAUGGCGAGUGGAGCGCUGCAGGCGGCGGUGGCGCGCUUGCGCGCCUCUCCGCCCCCGGGCCCCGCGGAGGAGCAGAGGAGGGCGGUGCAAGACAUGCUCGCCCAAGCGCUGCAGCUCCUUCCAGGGGAAGGCGCCAUGUCUUCGGGCAUUGCCACGCUGGACCGGCAAGCCGCAGUGCUUGCGGCGCAAGCGCACAUGGCCUUGAGCGAGGUGCUGUCAGUCCAGCAAAGUCGAUCUGGAAGGCAGAGGCAGCGGGCGCCGUGGCACUUAGAGAAAGCUCGUUCUGCUCUUCACCGGGCAUCUUCAGGUGCUAACCUGGAGGGCGACAUCGUCGAUCUCCUGUUGAUGCGGGCGCAUUUGCUGGCGCAGAUCCUUUGCCAGGGCACGCGCAAGCCGGAGCAAGGCUUUGAAGAGCUCAUCAGCGCGAGCCACAUCCACGCGAGCAUGGCGAGCGAGGACAGAGUGGCAGGACGGAGCGCACAGAUUCAGGCCGCGUGGCUGGAGUGUGGCGCGGUGCUGCUGGACGCACUUCGCAGCACGCUGCGCGUGGUGUGCACCAGCAAAACGGCCAACGAAGGAUGGAAAGAGCUGUACCGCUUCGCCCUGAAGCUCGAAGCGUCAGAGCUGAGUGAUUUGGUGCUGGCCUACGCAAAACUCUGAUUCCAGCAACUCGGUGUUCCUGAUUUGUUUUGUUUGCGCGCAGCACAUUUGAAUUUCGCGUUAUUUGCUGGGCUGUACAUAGAGUUUCAGGACCUGCAUAGCAAGUCAGAGACAGUCUUCGAUGUAGAGCCCACUUCCGUGCCUUGUACAGCAGGCAGAAGUUCACCUGUGUUUCACAGAUGGUGAAGAU
Messenger RNA from Effrenium voratum, 3969 nucleotides. NCBI's taxonomy places the organism in Eukaryota, Dinophyceae, Suessiales, Symbiodiniaceae. The record is from the annotation of a GenBank genome assembly.